AUGACCCAGAAUGGCCUGGCCACACGUCAAUCCCACGGCGUCGGCCCUUCUGGAACCAACGCCUUUCAAUUCUAUUCGCACACUGACGUACCAGGCACCGUGGAUUGUGACUGGAUUAUGGGUCUUUUUUGUGACGGCGGAGGCGAGCGUGGCGGCGCACCACAAAGCCCUUUUGCGUCUCAGAAAUAA
Molecule: messenger RNA, 189 nt
Organism: Penicillium manginii
Lineage: Eukaryota; Fungi; Ascomycota; Eurotiomycetes; Eurotiales; Aspergillaceae
Exons: 2
Coding region: 1-189 (62 amino acids)
Source: RefSeq, a predicted model, not a curated record